AUGGAGUUUGAUGAUGAUGUUUUUUUAACAAAACCGGGACUUCAUUUUGCACUACAUGGAUCAUUAAUAUGUUGUUAUAUUUCAGUAUCAGCUGAAGAGAUAGCCACUGCACCAAAUUACUAUGUAGUAUUUGAGGAGUCUGUCUAUUUUGAAAUUACUUGGCCUGAGUCUUUGAUGUAUACUUUCAAACUUAAACAAGCCAAAGAUUUUGGAACAGUGUUUGAUAAACUUCAUGAAGAUGUAGAGUUAAUAUUAGCUGAUCCAGAAGAUGCUUGUCAAGAUCUUUUAAAUGAGAUCCAUGGUGCAGUGGUCCUGAUACGUCGUGGCGAAUGUUCAUUCCUAGCUAAAAGCAAGACGGCAGAAAAAGCUGGAGCUUUAGCAGCCAUUAUAUUUGACAAUGACGAGAACAAUGACAACAGUAUGAUUGAAAUGAUAGAUGAUGAAACGCAUCGAAUUGUUCACAUUCCAGCGUAUUUUCUUCUAGGGAAAGAUGGAGCAAUGAUCAGACGACAGCUUUAUAUGCUACAAACUGAUAGGGCGCUUAUCAAUAUACCUAUCAAUUUAACAGGGAAACCACACACAGCUGCCAGAAGACCUCCGUGGACUAUUUGGUGAUGAGUCUUUCAUUUAUAAAUUGAUCUCUACUGUUAAUAAAAAAAAAUAUGCUAUAUCGUUUGAUCUUAAUAAUUAGAAUAGGUCUAUUGCAUUGAAAAUAACUUAUUUUGGUCUUUGAGUUGUUUUACCUUACCAGUAAUAGAGAAAAAAAAAAGUAUUGUUUCCAUAUUAUACAUUUGUUUGCUCAAUAUAUAAUGAUUUGUUUUAUUAGGUUAGGAUGUUCCUUCAGAAAUGAAGAUUAUUAUGUCCUAGCUCAAACCUUCUGUAGAACAGCAGGGGAGGAUGGUGGGUAGGUUUCACAUUUGGAACUACAGUCUGAAAUUCAUACCACAUGACCUAUAAAGCCAGAUGUGCAGUUUUAGACCAGUCAUGCUCAGAUGUUCCUGACAAGUAUUUCACUCAACAAAUGAUUUACCGGUAACUGUUCCAGUUCAUUGUUUGAAAAAAUAAAAGGGCAUCUAUGGUAAAUGGUGCUCUGAAUCAAUUAAGGAUAGGAGUAUUAAAUACAUUAUUGUAUGCAUCGCUUGUUGAAGUGAUUAGUGAUAGUGAGAGAUAUUGGUCAUACCUUUUUAGUAUGUCAAACUAGUUUGCAUUGGAUAGCAUAGUGACCACUGAAAACAUUUCUUAAGUUACUUUCUCUAUUUUUAUACCAAUACUUUUUAUAUAUGUGAUCUUUGGAUUACAAACAUGACAAGAUAGAACUUGGCUUGCCUUGCCAUAUGGAGAAUUCUUCUGUUAUCAUAUUAUCCUAGGAACAAAUCCUACUAGCUCAGUGUUCCUGGUUCAGGAGUUUUGCAGUGUUAUGUUGUUAUUGCCAAGUUCAACAAAACUGCCAACUUUUAUCCUGAGGACUGUGCAGAGUAAGUCACAAUAAAAAAGGAACUGAACUGAUAUGUGAUGUAUGAACUGAACUUGGCUUGCAAAAACCCUCAGGAGAUUAAAGAUGUCCUGGUAGUGAUGGGAACACCAGAAAUAUAUUAAUUACUGGCAAAUAACUAAACCACCGAAAGGUAAACUACCAAAAGGAAUUUUUAUGCCAUAGAAAAUUUGUAUUUACUGCAAAUGGAAGAUUUGAUAAGUAGAUAAUGAGGCUUUAAUUUUGAGAGUCAUGCUUGAUAGAUAGAGAAUAAAUAAAAUAGAUACAGAAAUGUAAUGCAGUAAGUUAACAGAUAGCUUUUUUUCUGAGGUUUGCACAAUUAGCAGACACAUUAACUUCACAAUAAAUCAACACUUUGUGUGUUAGAACUUAGCUCCUAAUGCUUUUGUUCAUGACUAGACAAGAAAAUUUGAGAAUUAGAAAAUAGUAAUAAUAAUAAUAAGGCUUGUCUUUGAAAUGCAAUAUUUCUUGUGGCUACAAUUAGAAAAUAACCAAUUGCAAAAUAGCAAAGUGAGAUAUAGGUCAACCAGAUCAGAUAACUACCUAUCACUUCAGGAAAAUGGUCACUAGCUGAAGGUCUCAGGCUUCACUUCCAGUUUUAAACCAUUGGCUACAAUUUCUGUUGAUGCUUGCUUGUAGAAGCUGAAAGAUAAAAGUACUAUUCUCAGAACAUACACUAGUAUCUUUGUACAAAUCAUUGACUUUCAGCUCAAGCAUCCAUUUUCAAAAUGUACUAUCUGUGUGUUAAUAUUUUAUCAACAUUGCUCUGGGACAAACCAUUUGUUAUAAGAAACCAUUUUUAAGUAUUUAGCUAUUUUAUUCUUUUUUAGAAAAUAAUUUAAUGCAAUAUUUAAAGAACUAAAUCUAUAUGCUAUUCAGUCCAUUCAACUUGUAGAUUUUCUGGAAUACCAAUGAGGUUUCCCAAAAUUAUUUUGGUCUUUCUAAAGCUGAUUGUCUUCUGGUUUAAUCCCCUGCAUAGGAUUUUAUAAUCUUCUUUUGAAAAGGAACAUCUGUAAUAUUUAAGAUAUGAGUGCAGUUCUUGGUGAAUCUGUAGAUUAAGCAAUUCAGUAUAUGAUAUUAUAACACAUUCUCUUGCUUUUAUCAACCUGGUAUUGUGCUCUGUAGUAGUGAAAUUGAAAGGCAUGGCAUAACUUUCUCAGACCACUGUGUGUAGUCGCUGAAUGAACUUUCUAUGUUGUGUAUGUUCUAUUUAUGUGUAUGUUUCUGUUGUGUUGUCUUUAUAUGAGAAAAGAGUCCUUGUAAUCACAACAAAUUUCCUAAAGGAUCAAUGUCUUAGUCUCUCAGUGAAUCUGUAGUUAAGUCAAACCUGUUCUUCGUAUCCUUCCAUUAUUCUUCCUUGCCUUCUUCCUUGAGGUAUUACUUGUGCAAUGUAAAUGUGCAAAGAGAUAUUGUUGUUGUUGUUUUGUCUUUGACAUAAUGUUAGCGCAUACAAAAUAAAGCAUAUUGUAUCUCUUAGCUUCUUUCAUUCAUCUUACCUCUUACUUUGUUAACUGUUAAAGAAAAGGAAUGAAAUGUUUAUUCAUUGAAAUAAUUUUUUUGUUAAUGUUCCAGUAUUAUGUUCUAGGUUUAUCCAUAUGUUACUGCAGUUUUCCUUUGGAGACUUAGCUGUCUGUGGAGUAAAUGCAAAACUUUGCUGGGUUUUUUUUAAAAUAAGGAUCACAGCCAAUGCCUCAACCAACUUAAUGUCCUCAUAAAAGGUUGGUGUACUCAGGGAUGCCCUUAAAUUCCUUAGCCUUUACUAGGAAUUAUAGUUGGGACUCCAAAUUUAGAAACCUAUAUGCUACCACAUCAUGUUAACUCUAUCUCUCCAUAAUUAUUUUCCAUGUUCAGAAGGAAGUAUUCCUUUUUCUCAUUUGUAUUUCACUAGCAUGUUAGGGUUAAACUUCAAUAAUGGUUCUCUUUUAAUCUGAAAAUGUUUUAAUUGGAAUAGAUGGGUUUUUUUUUAAUGUAUAAAACGAAUUAAAUUUUACAAACCCCCAAAUUAAGUUAAUUUAAUGGGAUCAAAUCAGCGAUGGCAUCGCUGUUUGGGAGAGAAAGAGUUAAUCUAGUCAUUUAUUUCAAUUAAUAUUUUUAGAGUUAAGAUUUUGUUUUGUAAACCUCAUUUCUAUAGAGAAAAUGGAUUAUUGGAUAAUAUAGCUACUGGUUUUUAUAUGUCUUAUACUUAAAUUUACAAAUAGUUUUACAUUUUCACAGCUUGCUGUUUCAAAACCUUGUAAGCGAAACAUUGGCUUGAAAUUUAUUUUGUCUGCACACCCAAAAUAAUUUUUUUUUUGGACAAACGCUGCAAAACAAUAUUUUUAUGUUUUUACUAUUUCUGGUACUUUGUUUCAGAGGUGACUAGUAAUUAGCUGUUUUGAUUCUCAACUCUUUUUUUUUAAAGCUACAUUUGUAUCAGUUAUGUUGAUUGUUCAUGUUCUGUGAUCCUAAUCAGAUACAAACUUUUGAUAACCUCUGAAGCCCAUUUUUCAUACGAGGUUACUGGUAUCUGUUUAUUAUAUCCUUGCAAAUGUAUUUUCUAAUACUGUUAUCCACAGGUAUGGAAAAUAAUAUUGUGAGCUUUUUUCUUCUAUCUACGAUUUGAAAUGAAAUGAGCUAGGCAGCUCAUUUUAAACAAAUUAUAAAAUUGAUAGUGUGUGUGCAUUUGACUCUUGAUAGUUGGAGACUUCAUAAUUCAACACUCAUGACUUGGUUAUGUAUUACUAUAAACUGUAGUACAUCUACUUUUAGAAUGUAGCUAGGCUUAAAUUGUUAUUUAUUUACAUUUAGUAUGGCAGCAGUAUGUAAAAGCUGAAAUCAUGGUUUGUAUUUUUUCAGAACAAUACAUUUUUCUUGUACAUCUAUUGUUUAUUUUAUACCCUUGAAAGUGUCUAAGAAAAUAUUUAAUUACCUUAUAAAUAGAAUUUACUUUGAAGUACAGUGAACCUAAGUAAUUUGAUGUUUUCUGUAAUCUGACCCUUUCCUCAUGUUCCAUAAAUUGAAUCAACUGUCCUCUCAAUGCUAUAAAUGUAUGCACACUUUUUAAUUUAUUUUUGAGCUAGUCUUUAUUGCGGGUGCAAUAGAAUUAUUCAUUUGAAGCCUAGCUCAACUUGAAAUCCACAUUCUGCAGUCCCAUUUCCAGAAUUUGAUGAUAAUUUAUUGUUACAUAGAAGAUUUUAUCCAUUUGUUUAGAUUUGUAUUUCUAUGUCUAUUUGUUCAGCCUAUCAAUGAUAAUGAUUUUGUUAUGUACAGUCUUUCAGCAAAUAAUCUGAAUGUUUCAAGCAAGUUCAUGAACUCUAAUGUUUCAAAUGUGAUAAUUAAAUUGCUGUCUUACUAUCUUAUGGAUGGUGUCUACAUUUUUCAGCUCAUCACUUUUAAAAAAACUAUAUCUACAUUGUGACUAAAUUGUGACUACAUUGUGACUAAAUUGUGACUACAUUGUGACUACAUUGUGACUACACUGUGACUACACUGUGACUACAUUGUGACUAAAUUGUGACUACAUUGUGACUAAAUUGUGACUACAUUGUGACUACAUUGUGACUAAAUUGUGACUACAUUGUGACUACAUUGUGACUACAUUGUGACUACAUUGUGACUAAAUUGUGACUACAUUGUGACUACAUUGUGACUACAUUGUGACUAAAUUGUGACUACAUUGUGACUACAUUGUGACUACAUUGUGACUACAUUGUGACUAAAUUGUGACUACAUUGUGACUACAUUGUGACUAAAUUGUGACUACAUUGUGACUACAUUGUGACUACAUUGUGCCCCUUACAGUUUCAAAAGAUGUUGCACUACUAAAUAUUUGUUGACUUCAAUGGCUGACUUGCUUUGGUGUUUUAUUUAUUUUGUUUCUUUCUCUCGAGCUUCCUAACGUUCCCUGCUGAUCAUUGCUGAUCUUAUAAAGAGUCUAAACCAUUUAUAGUCUUCGACCUUAUUUUGGUGGCCUUUUACUUACACACAAUGAUAACAGAUGUUUUGACGUACUAAAAGUCUCAUCAGUAGAGGAGCAGUGUUGUAGCUUUAAGUUAUAUCCACUCAUAAAUUGAUUGGCUAAUUUGUUGAUUUUUUAAAAACAUUUUCCUUAAUUAAGGUGUAAGUUAGAAACAGUCCAACACAUCUAAGUUUAAUGUUACAAAAUCAAAGGCUUCAUUUUUGACAUUGUUAAAUAAAAAGAAACUAAUUGAAAUCCAUGUGUGAUUGUUUUGAUCUGCUUCUCCUGUAAAGGAAUUCAAAAUGAAAUUAGUUUUUAAAAAAAAUA
Biomphalaria glabrata is the source of this 5756-nucleotide messenger RNA. Its product is annotated as PRADC1-like protein. The record is from RefSeq and is a predicted model, not a curated record. The transcript has 5 exons. The coding region runs from base 1 to 615 and encodes 204 amino acids. Lineage: Eukaryota; Metazoa; Mollusca; Gastropoda; Planorbidae.